AUCAAAACCCAAACUCCAUUUCUCCCGCUUAUAAACCAGCAAACACAAAAUACCCUAGCAGUCUCUCUCUUCCUCCAUUUCUCUUCAAAAACCCUAAUUUCUCUCUAAAACCCUAAAAGCAGCUAUGGAGUUUUGGGGUGCUGAGGUGAAAAGUGGAGAGCCCUUAACUGUACAGCCUGGAGAUGGGAUGGUUUUGCAUCUUUCACAGGCAUCUCUAGGUGAGUUGAAGAAGGAUAAAUCAGAAAGUGUCUGCUUGUCAGUGAAUAUUGAUGGCAAGAAACUUGUUCUUGGGACACUCAACUCAGAGAAGGUGCCUCAACAGCAAUUUGACCUGGUUUUUGAUAGAGACUUUGAAUUAUCACACAACUUGAAAAGUGGCAGUGUCUACUUUUUUGGAUACAAGGCAACUAACCCGUUUGAGGAAUAUCCUUUUUUAUUUGUCUGUGAACUUUUAUUUCUUUUAUGCAUUUAUUUUUCGUUCGAUGUAAAAUUUUCUGUGUAUUUGUUUCCUUGACCAAACUUCUGUG
This is a messenger RNA of Solanum verrucosum, 527 nucleotides long. Its product is annotated as histone deacetylase HDT1-like. The record is from RefSeq and is a predicted model, not a curated record. The transcript has 3 exons. The coding region runs from base 125 to 514 and encodes 129 amino acids. NCBI's taxonomy places the organism in Eukaryota, Viridiplantae, Streptophyta, Magnoliopsida, Solanales, Solanaceae.